AAAGCGGGGGCGAGCCGGAGCCAAGCGGUGAGCGCGAGCAGCAAAAACGACGGUUCCUGCCUCGUGAAUGAACCCACCCACCCCCAUUCUCCUUUUCUUUCCACCGUCCGUCGGCACCCCCAUGCCCGUCGGGGUGCGCACACCGGCGGGGACCAGCAGAGGAGCCUCCCGCUGAGGAGCCCCGGACCGUAGCCGCCUCAUCCCCGCCGGGGGAGCGACGCGACCAGGAGCGGUGAGUGGGGCUGCUGUGGGCGGGCUGAGGCGCGUCACACACACGUAAAGCUGGAUGUGGAAGUCUGAUUGCAAAAYCGAAGCUGCCGAACGGCAAGUAACUUCCGUAAACAGAUGCUCGAUGGACUCCGGCGGAGGCAUCACGCCUCCCGCUCCUCCCCCAGACCCCUGUCUCUCAACUUCAGCACCUUCUCGGCGGCCCCCCUGAGCCCGGACCUGGAUGGCGGCAGCACCAACCCCAGUGAGCACCCCAUCAGGAGGACUCUGCACCGGCUCAAGUUGAUGAGCUCUCCGAGCCUCAGCGAGCUCGGGAAGAGUGAGAAGAGUUCACCGGAGGACCGAGGGGAGAAGCAGAAGCGGGCGGGAGCCAACGCCACCUGGAACAGCAUCCACAACGCUGUCAUAGCAGUCUUCCAGAAGAAAGGCUUGGCCGAUAACGAACUCUACACCCUGAAUGAAGGCGUUCGACAUCUGUUAAAGACUGAGCUGGGCUCCUUCUUCUCAGAAUAUCUUCAGAACCAGCUGCUGACAAAAGGGAUGGUCAUCCUCCGGGACAAGAUAAGGUUCUAUGAAGGUCAGAAGUUACUCGAUUCUCUGGCUGAGACUUGGGACUUUUUCUUCUGUGACGUCCUCUCCAUGCUGCAGGCCAUUUUUCACCCAGUUCAGGGUAAGGAGCCGUCGGUCAGGCAGCUGGCUCUGCUUCACUUCAGGAACACCAUAGUCCUGAGCGUAAAGUUGGAGGACGCCUUGUCUCGGCCACGGGCUCGCGUGCCCCCGUCUGUCACACAGAUGUUGCUUAUUCUGCAGGGGGUCCACGAGCCUCGCGGUGURAAUGAGGACUACUUACGGUUGGAGUCUCUGAUUCAGAAGGUGGUCUCGCCCUACCUGGGCACCCAUGGGCUUUAUUCUGGAGACGAGGCUGAAGAUCAUUGCUGUGUUUUGGACAAGCGUUUGCCGUGGGGCUGGCCCAAGUCUGCAGAGCAGCUGUCUAAAAACCCCGUGGUACGAUCGAAAAGCUACAACAUUCCUCUGCUGCUGACCCCCGUGGCCGAGUACGACCCAGACGCCAGCUCGGUCGGCAGCGGAGGAAUCCGGCGCCACUCGGCUUGUGAGAUGAUAUCGUGCCUGGAGGAACAAGGACUGGCCUACUCGGACCUGUCUCCAGGAUGUGAGCUGUCGGGCCCCUCCUCUAACAGACUGUGUGUGAGCUCUCAGUUCAACGGAGCCGGAGCCGGCGCCAUGGACUUGACUCUGUCGUCGCCCUCCAUCCUUCAUUCCUCCGGACCGCUCCACGGCACAGAGGCCACCACGACGGUGACCGACCUCAGCAUGGGGGCGUCGUCCUCUCCGCCCAGCGAGUCCUCCAGCCCCGAAACCAUAAUAGGACAAGUCCUAGAGUCUGCCGGCUCAGACUCGGACGGGAUUUUCAUCGAGUUCCCGCGUCACCCCUCGGAGGGGCGGAGCUGCGAGGGCAGGCAGAGCAUUGUGUAGCUGCGGCGCUUUUUGAAGCGUGUACGAAAUCAUUACAAAGAAAGWGCAGGUUCUUACUACAUUUCAUCCAAUGGGUACCAUCUUCCUUUUUACUUUUAUACAAUGGCUUUCCGUGACAACAUUCUUCCGAGUGCUCUCACUGGUGGAUGAAAUCUUUUUAACUCUUAAUGUAACAUUUAAGCAUCUAAAAAAAUCAUGCAUGUUGAGUUAGUGGUACUGAUGUUGCAGGACUGAAGAUGAGUCACUCCUAAAGGAUGCGUUUUAUUAUGGAUAAAAACCAAACUCCUCAGUUAGCUCGUCCUAUUAACAGACAGCGCCUCUGUAGCCAAAUUAAAUUCACUGCUUCAUGUCAGAAAGCCUCAGUUGCACUAUCAACCUUACGUCUUGGACUCUGUCCCCGUUAAAACUGAGUGGAGCAUAAAAUAUGUAAUAAUCCACAGCUGAACUUAGUCCCCAGCUCCUAAUGUGCACUGGUGCAUGAGUUUGCAAUCAAAAAGUAUUGUAUGCAAAAGAAAAGCAAGUUUUUUUAUGUUAUUUAUGAGUGAAACAACAUAUCAGAAAUUUACAUCAAAAGAAUUGUCUCCAGCAGAAACAACAAACUGAAAUACAAGAAAAAUACAGAUUCUCCAUUUAACUCGGUGAAGUUUCACAGAUUUUUUGUUCUUUUUCGUAAUGAGAGGAUCAGAAGAAUGCUACAAACUUGAAAYGUAUUUGAACACAUUUAUUGAUUUAUUUUCUAUUUAUGUCAUCUGAAACGAUGCAAACUUAUCUUCCUCGGAACAGUGUUUUCAUUUUUCCGGGGAGUUUACUGAACAAUAUUGUUUUUAUUUGUUUACAUUUGACAAAAACGGGAAAAUUUUCAACUGAAUGUCGUCUCUCACACUGUAAUUUGCACCACCACUACCAUGUAAAUAAAAACGUAUUGUUGUUUUUUUGUUUUGUAGGAUGGCUAGAUAAUGUAAAGGGAACAUUUUUUUGUCAGUUGAAUGAAAUGUUAAUAAGGGCUUUUUUAAGGAAUAUUUUUUAAUGAUGUUUUACCUCAAAAGCGUUUUGUACCGACUUUUUUGACAAUCUAUGAUGUCUCUUGGAGUUGUACUUUGUAUUAAUUUGUUACUAGCCCAGUUUAAAAAAAUAAAUGCAUUUGAGUAAUAUUUAAAA
Molecule: messenger RNA, 2880 nt
Organism: Austrofundulus limnaeus
Lineage: Eukaryota; Metazoa; Chordata; Actinopteri; Cyprinodontiformes; Rivulidae
Gene: prr5a
Product: proline rich 5a (renal)
Exons: 12
Coding region: 346-1722 (458 amino acids)
Biological process (GO): TORC2 signaling
Cellular component (GO): TORC2 complex
Source: RefSeq, a predicted model, not a curated record